GACACUUGUUUUUUGUUGUCUUGAAUGUUUUCUGAAAUUGUCCAAUAUGAUGACAUCACACUCUCUGUUGUGAUGGAAUGACCAUCCAUGGGCCGAUCAUCAUUUUCUUCAGCUGGGGUCGAAAUCAAAACGGGCAGCUGGGACUAGGGCACAAUGAAGACUCAUUGGUACCGCAAAGAGUGGAGGCUUUUGAGUCUCUUGCACAGGGAUGUAAGGUGAAAAUGCUUGCAGCUGGUGCAGAGCACACCGCAGCAGUUACUGAGGAUGGAAAACUCUACGGUUGGGGAUGGGGCAAGUAUGGGAAUCUUGGCCAUGGCGAUCGCCAGGAUAGAAUGCUUCCAGCACUAGUUACAGCUGUUGAGGAUGAACCAAUGAAGUCAGUUGCGUGUGGGUGGAGGCACACCAUUGCAGUUGCUGUUUCGGGGCGACUUUACACUUUUGGCUGGAGCAAAUAUGGACAGCUAGGGCAUGGAGAUUACCGCGACCACCUCGUCCCUCAUAUUGUGGAUGCACUUACUGAUUUUAUAAUAUCAGAGGCUGCAGGGGGAUGGCGCCAUACAGUUGGUCUGACUUCGGAAGGAAAAGUGUACGCCUGGGGAUGGAACCGGUUUGGGCAGAUAGGGAUUGGCAAUAAUAUAGACCAGUGUAGUCCACAGUUGAUCCAAUCUCUGGCAGACAUGAGAGUGGCUACUGUAUGUUGCGGCUGGAGACACACAGUGGCCAUUACCGAAGAUGGCAAUGUCUUCUCUUGGGGACGAGGAACAAGUGGACAGCUUGGCCAUGGGGACUUGUGUGACAGGAGUAGUCCCAAGAUGAUCGAAGCUUUGAGUAAAGACGGUGAAGCCUGUGAAACAAUCGGCAAAUCCAACCACUCACGGAUCGGAGGAGCUGCUCCGUGGAUUGCACCGUCAGAGCGCUACGCAGUGGUACCAGACGAAUCCGUAGACCAGGUGCUGCUGUCCUCUAUUUGUGGGACAUAUGGUACUGUUCCGGAAUCAGACGUGAAGCGGCAGAAAACUGUGUAAUGAAUGCAGUCUUCCCCAAUAUGCUAUUUCUGGGACAUAUGGUACUGUCCCUGAAUCAGACAUGAAGCGCCAGAAAACGGUGUAAUGAAGGCAUUCUUCGCAAAUAUGCCUGGGUUAGCUCAGCUGGCUCCAUGAAGACAUGCGAGUGAUGAAACAUCAAUUGGGUCUCAUGCCGCUUGAUGUACAGUUCUUCUGUAUGUCACUAUUGUCACAUCAUUUGUGUUCCUUGCUGCUGUUUACUUUCUAUGGCCACCUUCUUAUCCUGAGUGAUGUGCAGCAUUACGUGCACAUCUCAUCCGAUUCAGUUCUUUCAUUACAUUUCAUCAAUGGAGAGAGAGAGAGAGAGAGAGAGAGAGAGAGAGAGAGAGAGAGAGAGAGAGAGAGAGAGAGAGAUUGCCCAUAUGUUCCUCCCUCCUUCCUCUUUUGCGAGCGCAUAAUCGUCCAAAUGUGGCGGCAGAGAUCUGUCUGACUUGCUGUUCUGUUAGCAUCAUGGCCGACAUAGUGCAUCAAAGCAUAUAUAUCCUUACAGCAGAAAAAUGGAAGAGUGAAAUCUAUUUCGAUACAGCCAGGGUUGCAUAGCUGCCGACCGCCGAUCCCGACCGCCGACCGUUUUGCAGCCAACCAGUUGGGGCGGAUCGGUCGGCGAUCUGCCGACCGGUCAGAAAACGGUCAUCAACUGAUUUUUUUUUCAAUCUGAGUUGGGGCCUGUACUGCGCUUGCUGAG
Chara braunii is the source of this 1749-nucleotide messenger RNA. Lineage: Eukaryota; Viridiplantae; Streptophyta; Charophyceae; Charales; Characeae. The record is from the annotation of a GenBank genome assembly.